AUGUCUAGCCUUUCUGCCGCGACUGGCAUGAUGUUCAGUGUGACUUCUUCGUCGCUGAUCAACUCUACAGCCUCAAACAUUUGGAGUAUUCUUGUGGAUUUCCCGGCUUAUCAUGAAUGGAACCCAUUUGUGCGCAGCCAGACUGUCGUUGACUCUCUCCAUCGACCCCUCUCAGACCAGGCACCACAUGUGGGCUCGCUCCUCUUUCUCAAAGUGCACAUUCCUCCCUCCUUCGACGACAAUGAAUUGUAUCAGACCUCCGACGAGCUCGUCACUAUCUUGAACAGUGACAAUUACACCGCCGCAUGGAGAUACAAUACUCUGCCUGAGGCACUAUUGAGCGCAGAGCGGGUGCAGACACUGACCGAAGCCGAUGGGCUGGUGAAAUACGAGGCGUCUGAGACGUUCGGUGGGGCAUUGGCGUCUACGCUUGAAGCGACUAUGAAGGAUGGACUCCAGGAAUCGUUCGAUGCACAGGCAGAGGCAUUAAAGAAUAGGGCGGAAUCUAUGGGCGCUAAAUAA
Molecule: messenger RNA, 522 nt
Organism: Heterobasidion irregulare TC 32-1
Lineage: Eukaryota; Fungi; Basidiomycota; Agaricomycetes; Russulales; Bondarzewiaceae
Exons: 3
Coding region: 1-522 (173 amino acids)
Source: RefSeq, a predicted model, not a curated record